Messenger RNA from Branchiostoma belcheri (Belcher's lancelet), 1150 nucleotides. Its product is annotated as octopamine receptor-like. NCBI's taxonomy places the organism in Eukaryota, Metazoa, Chordata, Leptocardii, Amphioxiformes, Branchiostomatidae. The record is from RefSeq and is a predicted model, not a curated record. The transcript is spliced from 4 exons. Gene Ontology annotation, biological process: adenylate cyclase-activating adrenergic receptor signaling pathway. Gene Ontology annotation, cellular component: membrane. Gene Ontology annotation, molecular function: G protein-coupled receptor activity. Bases 1 to 1122 code for a protein of 373 amino acids.
AUGAGCGCCGUAUUUCCAACCGACAACGUGUCCACCAUGGCCGUGAAGAACAACACAGUCCACCCCUACACGACCGCCCUGACCAUCCUCAUCUCCACGGCUGUCUCCACCGUCAUCUUGGGGAUCAUAGUCGGGAACUUCUUCGUCUGCACGUCCACGCUGACCCAGAGAAAGCUCCGAACCGUCCACAACUGGUUUCUCGUCUCCCUCGCCAUCGCCGACCUCCUGGUAGGCGUCCUCAUCAUGCCUCUAGCCCUGGUGAACGAACUCCUGGGCUACUGGUACUUCGAGAGGGCCCUGUGCGACCUUUUUCUCUCCACCGACAUCUUCGUGUGUACGGCGUCCAUCCUCAACCUGUGCGGCGUCGCCAUCGACCGUUACUGGGCCGCCACCAACCCGCCAGACCUGGUGGAGCACAAGGAGAAACGGCGGGCUAAGAUCGCCAUCGCUGUGGUGUGGUUCCUGGCGUUCCUGAUCAGCGUGCCGCCGCUGUUCGGGUGGAAGGACUCCCGCCCCUGGGACCCGGACUACCCGCAGUGCCGCUACAGCACCGACGUGGGCUACGUGCUCUUCUCUGCUUCCGGAUCUUUCUUCAUCCCCCUGGUUGCCAUAACAAUCGCAUACAGUAAAGUGUACUCCGCCGUGACCACUCGACUCUUGAAGAAAACUCCCUGCAAGAAACCAGCACCUACCGCCAAUGACCACACCACGCACCGCCCGGCCAUCAUAAUAGAACUGGCAACUCCCUCAGCAGAACGAUGCGACAGCGGAAACGGCAAGACCAAACAGUCUACCACCUUGGAGACCAGACGAAAAUCUAUGGUGGGUCACCUCCAAAGCAAAGAACGCUUCCUGAAGAAGAAGGAGAGGCGGCUGACCUUGAUCCUGGGAAUCGUCAUCACGGCGUUCGUGGUUUGCUGGCUGCCGUUCUUCGUCACCUACGUCACCGUCACCGUGUGCGAGACGUGCGCGGUCUCGGACGUCAUCUUCAAGCUGUUCGUGUGGCUGGGCUACUGCAACUCCGCCGUCAACCCCGUCAUCUACACCGUCUUCAACAAGGACUUCGUCGCCAUACUGGCGGCGCUCAGAAAGGUCGUGUGCGUCGGCGCGGCUUGUCACUGAGAAGAUCUGAUUAUUCAUCCCAUUUAUU